CAUCAUUUGGACGAAUAAGGCUAACGAGGUUAAUGGAAAGUUAGCAAAUGUACAAAACUGUCAUUCAUACUUUUUCCUUAUAGAUUAAAGUCUUCUUGAUGAUCGAACAUGUCUACUGCAAAGAAGGGUGAUUUAUCUGCCACAGAGAAGGAAUUACUUCAGGUUAUUGCUGCAGGAAAUGUGCAAGAAGCGUCACGAUUACUCGGCUCUAAAGAUGUGCGAGUUAACUGUCUGGAUGAGUAUGGCAUGACCCCACUCAUGCACGCUGCAUACAAAGGCAAGGCGGAGAUGUGCAAGCUGCUACUUCAGCAUGGCGCUGACGUUAACUGCAACGAGCAUGAACACGGCUACACAGCCCUCAUGUUCGCCGGCCUCUCAGGAAAGACUGACAUCACCAGGAUGAUGCUGGACGCUGGAGCGGAGACAGAUGUGGUGAACUCAGUAGGCAGAACUGCAGCACAGAUGGCUGCCUUUGUUGGGCAGCAUGACUGUGUGACUGUAAUAAAUAACUUCUUCUCUCGAGCGAGGCUGGAUUACUACACUAAACCACAGGGGCUUGAGAAGGAACCUAAGCUGCCUCCCAAACUGGCUGGGCCACUGCACAAAAUCAUCAUGAGCACAAACCUCAACCCUGUUAAGCUGGUAAUGCUGGUGAAGGAGAAUCCGCUCCUGAUGGACACGGACGCGCUGGAGAAGUGUCGGCGUGUUAUGGAGCUGAUUUGUGAGAAAUGCGUGAAGCAGCAGGACCUGAAUGAGGUGCUGGCCAUGAAGAUGCACUACAUUGGCUGUGUGCUACACAAAUGCAGCUGUUUCAUCAAAGACCGCGAGGACAAACUGGACGGACUCAUCAAAUGUUUGCUGAAAGGCAGAGAAAACGAUGGCUUCCCGGUGUUUCAGGAGAAGUUUAUCCGUGAAUGCAUCCGGAAGUUUCCAUACUGUGAUGCAACGUUGCUCCAGCAGCUGGUCAGGACCAUAUCUCCAGUUGAGAUUGGUAACGACCCCACGGCCCUGUCAGUGCUGACCCAGGCCAUCACAGGUCAGGUUGGCUUCAUGGAUGCUGAGUUCUGCACCACAUGUGGGGAGAAGGGGGCAGAGAAGAGAUGCUCCAUCUGCAAAUCGGUAAUUUACUGUAAUCAGGAAUGUCAGAAGCUUCACUGGUUCAGUCAUAAGAAGGUCUGCAAGAAACUACAGGAGCAGAGGCUCAAACAUGAGGCCGAAUCAGCGAAACGUCUGGAGAAACAGGCCAAAGCUGAGGAGAAUCAGGCGGUAGAGGAGGUGACUAAUGCCAUGGAGGAGCUGAGUGCGGAUCAGAAUGAAGGAGCAAGCCCAGAGUCCUCAGACAACCAGAGCGAGGGAGCCAUCCCUGACCCCACCCCCAUUAACGUAAACUGAACCCCACCAGACAAGAAAACCCAGCAUCCACACACUCGAACAGCUGUCCGCUCGUCCAAGAACAUCCCGUAAACCAAGGAUUCUCAAAGGCGCAUGUGGGAAAUGGAGCAGAGGUUUUCUCUAUGGCUACAUCAAACAAGAACCUCAACAAGAACAGCGAUCUGUACAAAGCUUUGCAAACAAUGUCGCUUAUAACUGUGACAUUUUUGUUUUGUUUUGUCUUUGAUGCUCUCCAUUGUCAAAAUAAUAAGGUUUACACAGUCUACCUUAAAUGGACAGGAUACUAAAGAUGAUGACCUGAACAGAUCUAAGGAAGGAUAGUAUGGACAGCAUAUUUAUGAGAGACAUUAAGCACAUGCCUUAAGGACACAAACGGGCUGCUCAUAGAGUUAACUAAUGAUGCAUAGAGAAGACUAUGGCAGUCAUCCCAUUGAAUGACAGUGGUAUGACAGCCAGUCUGUUUCUGUGACUCUGAAUUAAAAUCAUCCUGUGUUUCAAGACCCUGUUAUUAUUUACAAUCACAGUACAUUAUCUAUUUAAUUACUGUUGUGUAAUGGUGUGAGAAUGGAAAAUGAGUAUUGUAUGACAUGUUUUAAUGUAGGAAAGAGAAAAACUAUGACUAUUAAAUAAACAUCACUUCUAG
Molecule: messenger RNA, 2035 nt
Organism: Chanos chanos (milkfish)
Lineage: Eukaryota; Metazoa; Chordata; Actinopteri; Gonorynchiformes; Chanidae
Gene: ankmy2a
Product: ankyrin repeat and MYND domain containing 2a
Exons: 10
Coding region: 109-1392 (427 amino acids)
Molecular function (GO): protein binding
Source: RefSeq, a predicted model, not a curated record